Molecule: messenger RNA, 1248 nt
Organism: Penicillium riverlandense
Lineage: Eukaryota; Fungi; Ascomycota; Eurotiomycetes; Eurotiales; Aspergillaceae
Gene: stm1
Exons: 5
Coding region: 1-1248 (415 amino acids)
Source: RefSeq, a predicted model, not a curated record
AUGAUUCGCUUAGGCAAUCCGCGCCUAACCGGAUUCGGGUCUGGCUCCUCACAAACUGCUCAAACUGCUCCUUCCCUCAGCUCUCUCUCUCACCCCAUCCACUCUUACCACCUCUAUCCAUCGAGCCCACCCGACGAGUCAGGUUUUGCCUUGCUCGCCUCCCUGACGGUUCACGCCCCGUCCCUUUUCUUUCAUCGACUCGUCUGCGAUCGUCGAGCGCCUUCCGCUCCCCGGAAGGCCUCCACAACAACACCAGGCGUCAUGGUCGACGUCCGGUCCAAGAACCUCUACGAGCUUCUUGGCAAUGACCCUGAGCUCGACCCCAACAGACCCCCUCAGCCCCCCGCCCGGGCUGUCGACCGCCCUAUUGCCCGCCAUGGCAAGCGUGAUGCUCCCGCUGAGCCCACCAACCAGCCCCGUCUGACGGAAUCCAACGCUCGCCGUGGUGCCCGUUCGACUGGCAACGAGGCCGCUUUCCGUGAUCGCAAUGCCGGCCGAAGCAACAACCGCGAGAAGCCGACUGACGAGGCUCAAGCCCCGCGCCGUGGAGAGCGCGGCGGCCGCGGCCGUGGCGACCGCCAGUCCCGCACUGGACAGACUGACACCCGCAAGCAGGUGGAGCAGGGCUGGGGUGCCGGCAGCGGCGAGAAGGCCUGGGCUGACGAGCGGGUCGGCGAGAACAUCGCCAAGGAGGACGAGAACGAGCCCCAGACCCCCGCCGACGAGGAGGCCAAGGAACUGGCCGACAAGUCCAUGUCGUACACCGACUACCUGGCCGAGCAGGCUCGGAAGGACUCUCUGGCCGCCAAGCCCGUGCGUGCUGCCAACGAGGGCACCAAGACCGACUCCAAGUGGGCUGCCGCCAAGGAGCUGAAGCGCACCGAGGAGGAGGACGCCUACAUCCAGGGUAGCUCCGAGAAGGCCAAGCGCGAGAAGCAGCGCAAGGAGAAGAACUUCCUCGAUGUCGACAUGCGUUUCGUCGAGCAGCCCUCCAGUGGCCCCCGUGGUGGUGGCCGUGGCGGUGCUCGUGGUGACCGUGGUGACCGCGCUCCCCGUGGUGACCGUGGCGCCCCCCGCGGUGACCGUGCUCCCCGUGGCGAUCGUGGUGCCCCCCGCGGCGGUGCUGCUCCUCGCGGAGGUGAUCGUGGCCGUGGCGGACCCCGUGGCGGCGCUCCUCGCGGCGGCCCUCGCGGCCCUGCCGGCCCAACCGUCGACGAGAAGAACUUCCCCAGCCUCGGCGGCAAAUAG